Molecule: messenger RNA, 1309 nt
Organism: Capsella rubella
Lineage: Eukaryota; Viridiplantae; Streptophyta; Magnoliopsida; Brassicales; Brassicaceae
Product: hydroxyacylglutathione hydrolase 2, mitochondrial
Exons: 8
Coding region: 188-1162 (324 amino acids)
Molecular function (GO): hydroxyacylglutathione hydrolase activity
Source: RefSeq, a predicted model, not a curated record
UCUUCAGACGAGUCUCUGUACGGCUUCCUUCUUCCCUCUGACGCUCUUUCUCCGUCAAAUUCUCUUUAGAAGAUCUUUUUUUGACCUAAAGAGAGAAUUUUUCUGAGAGAUUGAGUCGAAAGAGUUACUCUUUCUUCCAAAAGAGAUAGUUCUCUUUGAAGAUCUAUCGAUCGAUCGUGAUAGAGAGAUGCAAGCCGUCUCGAAAGCUUCUUCUGCUAUCUCCUUCUUUCGCUGUUCUAGGAAGCUUUCAAGCCAGCCAUGUGUGAGACAGCUUAACCUCAGAAAGGGUCUUGUGUGCAGAGUCAUGAAGCUGGUCUCUGCACCUCUUAGGACUUUGCGUGGUGCGGGUAAAUCUAUCCGAGUCUCAAAGUUCUGCAGCGUCUCUAACCUCUCCUCAUUGCAAAUUGAACUGGUGCCUUGUCUUAAGGACAACUAUGCUUAUAUUUUGCAUGAUGAGGAUACGGGUACAGUUGGGGUAGUUGACCCUUCUGAAGCUGAACCUGUUAUCGAUUCGUUGAAGAGGAGUGGUCGAAACCUAACAUACAUAUUAAAUACACAUCAUCAUUAUGAUCACACUGGUGGUAAUUUGGAAUUAAAAGAAAGGUACGGUGCAAAGGUGAUUGGCUCAGCUCUGGAUAGAGACCGGAUUCCUGGAAUUGAUAUAGCCUUGAAGGAUGGUGACAAAUGGAUGUUCGCUGGCCAUGAAGUCCAUGUUAUGGAUACUCCCGGCCACACAAAAGGCCAUAUUAGCUUAUACUUUCCAGGAUCACGAGCUAUCUUUACUGGGGACACCUUGUUUAGCUUAUCAUGUGGUAAACUCUUUGAAGGUACUCCUAAGCAGAUGCUUGCUUCUCUCCAAAAGAUCAUAUCUUUACCAGAUGACACAAGCAUAUACUGUGGUCACGAAUAUACGCUGAGUAAUUCCAAGUUUGCAUUGUCUCUUGAGCCAAACAAUGAAGUACUCCAGUCUUAUGCAGCUCAUGUUGCAGAUCUCCGUAGCAAGAAAUUACCUACGAUUCCAACAACACUGAAGAUGGAGAAAGCAUGUAACCCGUUCCUCCGCAGCUCGAAUGCAGAUAUUCGACGGGCUUUACGUAUUCCAGAGACGGCAAAUGAAGCAGAAGCUUUAGGGAUCAUCCGACAAGCAAAGGAUGAUUUCUAAAGAUAAGAUUUCUCUUGAGGUAAAACCUUUGGUUUGCUUCUCUAGUCCACCAAACAAGAUGUGUGCACCCUUUGACCUGUACUUUAUAAAAACAGAAACAAAAACAAAAACAAAAGAAGAAAAGAGAGUUUUUUUUUUUUUGUUUAA